Molecule: messenger RNA, 1398 nt
Organism: Purpureocillium lilacinum
Lineage: Eukaryota; Fungi; Ascomycota; Sordariomycetes; Hypocreales; Ophiocordycipitaceae
Cellular component (GO): endoplasmic reticulum
Molecular function (GO): protein binding
Source: RefSeq, a predicted model, not a curated record
AUGUUCUACGAAGGGUCCUUGCAGGAGGGCAUCUCCUCGGCCGUCGGCCAGCAGAAGCUCGUCUUUUGCUUCGUCACAAACGACAACGAUGAGAGUCGCCAAUGGCAGGAUGAGCAUCUUCAGGACAGCACCUUGAAAGAGCUCAUCCAGAAGCAAGCAGUGGCCCUCCGCCUGGAAGCCGGCUCCGAGGAGGCCGGCUACCUUGCCCAAAUCUUCCCGCUACCCCAGACGCCCACAAUUGUUAUCAUGAAGCAUGGCGAACUCAAGGAGUACAUUGCCGCGGGCACCAGCCGAGAUGACUUCUUCCGUCGCGUCCAGAACGCCUUUAACGCGACACCUGCCCCCGCCCCGGCCGCAGCCUCCUCAACCGCCGAGUCAUCAUCUUCCCCGGCGGCCCACCCGUCAACCGCUUCUUCUUCGUCCUCAGCACCAGCACCCGCGGCGGCGGGAAUCUCCUCGUCACCCGAGAACGAGCGCUCCGAAACAGUACGCCGUGUACUGGCCGACCGCGCCGCCAAGCUGCAGGCCGCAAAGGAGGAGGCCGAGCGCCGCGCCAAGGAGGAACGCGCGCAGGCCAAGGAAAAGGCCAGGGCAGAUGCCGAGGCGGGCGCCGACACCGACGCUGCGCGCACGCAUCGCCAGGCGGAACUCCUCCGCAAGAAGCGUCAGCAGGAAACGGAGGAGCGGCGUCGCAUCCUUAAGCGUAUCGAGGACGACAAGGCUGAGCGCCGGGAGCGCGCCGCCGAGCGUCAGCAGAUGCGCCUCGACACCCAGCGCACCGGUGACGUGGCCGCCGCGCUCGUCAACGCGCCCGAGACGAAGCUCCCUUCAACGACUCGCAUUGGCGAGAUGACGUCGUUGCAAGUACGACUGUUUGACGGGUCUACGAUUCGCUCGAGGUUCAAGACAAGGGUGCCAUUCCGCGACGUGCGCCGGUGGGUGGACGAGAACAGAACAGACGGGAAGCUGCCGUAUACGUUCCGCCAGCUGCUCACACCGAGGCCCAACCGGGCCAUCGACGCGACGGAGGAAGGCAAGAGCCUCGGCGAGCUAGGCCUGGCACCGUCAUCAACGCUCAUUCUGAUCCCAGUACAACACUUUGCCUCCGCCUAUGAUGCGGCGCCGCAAAAUAUCUUUGCACGGAUCUUCACAGCAAUUAUGGGCUUGGUCAUGUGGCUCCUAGGGCUCAUCGGCCUGGGAGGGAGAGGCGAGGCGGCUCCGAGACCAGCGGCCGCUCCUGAGACGGAGGGUACAUCGAGCGCAGCUCAACUGGAAAAGGACCGACGGAUCCGUGGAUUUCAGAAUCCGAACGACCAGCGGAGGGACCACCAGCUAUACAACGGAAACUCGCUGAAUUUCGAGCCACGGCCAGACGAGGAGGAUAGCGAGGCACGAUAG